CGCUAUUCAUAUCAACAAGAAUUCAAAAUGGCCACUCGUAUAAAUUGGACAUGUGUUGACGUAUAUACAUUUAGCUAGUGUACGUAAUCCAAUUAGUUAUUUGACUCUAAUGCGUAUAUUAUCUUAGAUAGCGGGGAAGAUUAAUUCUAAAAAAGUUUUCGUUCUUUGGAUGUUAAAAUUCCAAUUCAGUGAGAUUUUAACUCCGCCAACCCGUGUUGACCACAGACAUGACGUCUGUCAACAAGGAAGCUUCAAUGCUUCCAUCAACUAGCAAAGAAGCUGCUGUUUAUUACGGAGCUUAUAAUGACCUUCCAGAAGAAGUUAAUAAAUACAAGGAAGAGCUCGGAAUAGAGAAACCUGCGCAAAAUGUAUUUGUGGAGUCCUUCCUAAGAAGAACUGUGACAAGUAAGAGAAGGGUUGACCAAGAAAUCAGAAACAUCCUGUCAGCUAAAGCUAUUGUGAUGGAUGUGGUAAAGCCAAAAAAAGUACCCACGGAAACCUCUAUGAAGCAAAGAAAAUCCCUUACUGCCAAAGAACGAAGACAAUUGAAGAUUUAUGAUAUCAAACCAGAUCACCAAAAAUAUACAAUUUAUGAACCAUUACAUUAUUUAUGGAAAGAUUACAUUCGAGAUUAUCUGCAGAUACUGCCAGAAAAAGGAUUCAAUAAGCAGACACUAGAGAAGUUACUGAAAGCUGAUUAUCAUGGUUGCAUCAUCAAAGUGACCAAGUCAAAGUGUCCAUCAUAUGUAGGUACAACAGGAAUUGUUGUUCAGGAGACAAAGAAUGUUUUCAAAAUUAUUACAAAAGAUGAUAUCUUAAAAACUAUUCCAAAAGUGAAUACUGUUUUCUGUGUAGAGGUACAAUCAUUAUUAGUAACACUGUAUGGGAAUCAUUUAAGAAGAAGAGCAAGUGAAAGAUCAGUGAAGAAAUUCAAAAGUAAACCUACAAUUGACCUCUGAUGUGGUUGAAAUGAUUUCUUAUGCUUCGCUGAAGGAAGUUUGAAGUAAUGCUGUAUAAGGCAUCUGAAGGACUUGACCUGUCUCAAAUUAUACAAAAGUGCUAAACAAAACUGUCGAAAUUGGGUUAUUUUUGUUUGAAUGACUGUAGUUCUGCUGCUGCUGGUGUUCAACAUUUGUUAUGAG
Saccoglossus kowalevskii is the source of this 1142-nucleotide messenger RNA. RefSeq names its product ribonuclease P protein subunit p29-like. Gene Ontology annotation, biological process: rRNA processing; tRNA 5'-leader removal. The record is from RefSeq and is a predicted model, not a curated record. Gene Ontology annotation, cellular component: ribonuclease MRP complex; ribonuclease P complex. NCBI's taxonomy places the organism in Eukaryota, Metazoa, Hemichordata, Enteropneusta, Harrimaniidae. Gene Ontology annotation, molecular function: ribonuclease P RNA binding.